AACACUUUUAGUUGUAUGUGUUCAGAGAGCAUAAAAUGCCGUUGCACAUUCAGCUGCAACUUCUAAGCAGAAAAUUGAACUAAUAGUUAUCAGCCGAUAUCAGGAUGGGUUACGGCUUUUUCCUUGAUGUCUUAUUCUCCGAUGAAUAUAAGAGUUUCAUUCUUCUUGAUUACAAAUUCUUCGAACUCACCUGCUAUCCUGGAAAAAGCCCGUUCUAUUUCCGGAGGAGCCGAAGUAUGGCAAGAGUAUAUCAAUCUGCCCGUCUCACUAGGGACAAAAUGAUGAUAAACAUUGAGUUAAGUGCAACCGCUUUCUAUAAAGGUGGUCCACUUGUCCAAAUUUUGAAAAAUAUUGGAACUUAGAUCUCC
Rhizophagus irregularis DAOM 181602=DAOM 197198 is the source of this 368-nucleotide messenger RNA. The record is from RefSeq and is a predicted model, not a curated record. Lineage: Eukaryota; Fungi; Glomeromycota; Glomeromycetes; Glomerales; Glomeraceae.